CAUAGGUACUAAUAAAUAUACAAGCAAUAUAAAGGAAUAUUCAACAAAUAUAUUUCCAGUUGAUUAAAAAAAUAAAUUAAACGGUUACUUUCACAAUUAGUUUUUCCAUAAUUAAACAACUAAAAUCAAGUGUGUGGAUAAAUUAUUUUAAGGUUACCGUAAUAUUAUUAAUAAACAGUACUUACACCCCCUUCUGUAAUGGCUACAAGAAAAAGGAGUGGUUCUGGAUCCAAAAGACACCUAAAGGAGAAGGUUGUUCAGAUUUAUGAAUCUUUCUUCAGAGGAGAGGACCUUACAAGUGAUAAUCCCACAUUUUGGGAUGAGUUUUUUCUGUUGAAGCCGAAGAUUCCGCAAUUGGAAGCAGAAAUACAAAAACUAAGCCCAGAGCAGUUAUUAAACAUGAAAGAUAAUAUCAAUUUACUUGUUAUUCAGUGUAUUGAAAUGUUAGGACAAGAGCACCAUAUCAGGUUAGUUUAUGCACUGCAGACUUUUAGUGCUUUACUGACUACUAUGUACCAAAGACUUGCACAGGAUUCAAAUAUAAAUAUAAAACUCAUACUGUUGGGAACAGAGAACCCUAAUGCUAAGAUGCAAAAGCUUUUGGAACACUGUAAUGCUAUGCUAUCAGGUGAUGUUCCAGACAGUUUAAAGUCAAUGGUUCUCAAAUUACUGCUUAUAAUAGCAACCGGUAUUGACAAUAUUGAUGAUAAUCCACUGGUGGAAUAUCUGAUGAUGAAUUCACUGUUUGAACCAUUGAUACACUUACUGUGUACUUCUACUGAACGCCAACAGCAUGGUUAUGAUGUAGUACUCCUUCUAAUGUUCCUCGUUAAUUAUAAGAAACAAGAAUCUGCCAAUCCAUAUGUGGUUAAAUUAUCAAUACUGGAUGAUGAGCUAGCUCUCAAUGGAUAUGGCCAAGUUAUAACAGCGGCAUUGAAUGAUUAUGUAAUGUCAACUUUUGGUGGUAUGCAGACAAACAGUGGAGGUUGGCUUAGCUCGCUCACAAGUAUGGUGGGAGGCAUAUUCCUUACAAAUGAUGACACUCAGCCUGUUUUUCGGGGACAAAGAAAUAGUGGUGGGGAAGAAGGUAUGCUGCUAGCACUUUACGAAGCAGCUCAUUUAAAUCGCAACUUCAUGACGACGCUGGCUCAUUCGUCGUCAGCCGCUGCAUCAUCAGCACCACCCUCACCACCUGCAACUUUACCUCCGCACCAGAGUCCUCCAAACUUAGCGCAAAUCCAGGCACUGAUAGACAAUGAGCAGCCAACGAAUUUAUUAGUUACUUUCUUCCAGUAUUGUUCAAUAGUAAUGGCGGACACACGAACAGAGGCGAGCAUUAACAAGUGCAGCCUUUGCUUCAUCACACUUACGUGUAUCGUAGAGGAACAAUUCGCAAAUUCCAUCAUGCACGACCAAAAUCUUACUUUCAAAGUCCAGUUGUACAGACUGCCAAUGCGUCAUAGAAAAAUCGUACUUGAAGAGCCUCCCUCGCAGCCAUUAGCUUCUACUUUAAUAGAUUUGCUCGUAGAAUUUAUGAUGUGUCACCUACUAAAGAAGUUCCCGGGUGAAUUAUACGAAGUCUGUAUAGGUGUUCUACAAAGGGUACUUAGUUAUCAGAAGCGUUGUAGGGUGCGUUUGGCGCGCGACUGGCGGCCUCUGUGGGCGGCACUAAUUGCGCUAUUGAAGUUCCUAGUCACUAACGAAACUACGUUGUUGAGGAGGCAUAAUAUAUUCUUGAUGGCGCAGCAGGUAGUGAAUAUUUUCAACCUAUUUAUCACAUUUGGAGACACAUUCCUGCCCACGCCAGCGUCUUACGAUCAACUCUAUUACGAGCUCAUCAGGAUGCAUCAAGUUUUUGAUAACCUUUUCUUUAUGGCGCUAAGAUAUUCGACUGGAGAUGGGGAAUAUAAAGCAGAAGCUCUACGUCUAGCGAACUGUAUGGUGAACGUUCGCGCUAUCAUACAACACUUCUCUGCUAAAAUCGAGUCUUGGUUGACUUCGCAACACCUAUCUACGCCAACUGAAGAUCAGAUACUGGAGGUAGUUCGAAAAAAUUACGACAGUCUCAUACUAAAACUGCAAGAAGGUCUAGAAUCCUACGAACGGUACUCUGAAAAGUCCUAUCGCGCGUUAUUAUCGAAGUUAGUGAAAGGCGCGACUGCGUGUGCGCGGCAACGUAGUGAUGCGGCGGCGUUGGGACAUCAUUCCGCUGCGCUGGUAUCGCAUUAUACAACUUUGGCUUAAAAUAAUGAUGUUUCAUGUACCUAAUUAAUUACCGGUUUUACCACUUAUUAUCUCUUAUAGAAUAAUUUAACACCUUGUUACGUUUAUUUUCCUAAAUGGCAUUUCAACUGACAGAUAACCUAAACAGAACAUAUCCAAGCUGAAAUUGAUAAACCGGCAAUUGUCGUCUGGCUAUGGUUUUCAUUUGAAUAUGAUGGGACUUAAGGCCAGAAUAACAUGAUUUUGAUAUGAGAUUCCUUCAACAUUUAAUUGUAUUAUCCGUUUAGAGUCUCUAUAACUAUAAUAUACCUACUACGUAAGAGAUUUAAUCGCGUGCCCAUCGGGAUACCGGUGCCUUCGGCGGUUGCGGAUACCGCUGUAGUUUGAACACGUCUUAAAAGAGACGAUUUGAUUGGCUUAUUAUACUUGAUUUUAUUUUAUUCCAGGUUGUUAUUUAAAAUAAUUUCCUAUUUUUAAAAAGGCUUUCUAUUUAUAAAAUAUGCUAGUGGAAGAGUAGUCAUAAUCUUUUACAAUAUGAUUUCAAUGAUUCAAUUUAUUAAACAGAAAACAAUUGUAAAAAACAAGACUGUUAUAAGUAUUCUGAAUUUCAGAAGUUCAUGUAUUCUAAUGUUAACCAUUCCACCAAAUUAAGAGCCUAGAACAUUAGAAACUUUUUCAUUAUAAGUUACCAAAUAGUUUCGUUAUACCUACUAUUGUAAAUAGGUAAUAUGAGAUAAAACAGUGAAAAUUCAUUUAUAUCGGAUCUAAAUUCGAUUUAAAGUCCAAUAUAUUUUAUAGUAUAUAAGUUUAUUUAUUGAGCCUGAUUAUAAGAACAUUGUUAUAUUACAUUAUCAUGUUAAAAUUCUAUUUUCAUACGUUUGGCAGGAUAUGCGAUAAAAUUAUAUUUUUAUAAUUUGUUAAUUUAAAGAUAAACAAUGUAUUAUUUGAUUUGCUUUAUGUAGUUGUUUGGAAAUAGAUCCUCAUAUUGAUUUAUAAACAUAAAUCAAACUGCAUUCUUUAUGAAAAUAAGUAAGUAGGUACUUAUAACCAUUGAGAUACUAUUAUUACGUAGUAAUAAUAGCUCAAUGGUACUUACACCAUUAUUCCAGGUUCAUACUUGUUUAUUUAUGUAUAAAUUACCAUUUUGAAAAAUAUAAAAGGCCACUGUAAUAUUGUUAAUAUUUAAUGUUUGAUGUUGCAUUGAUAACAAUUAAAUUGGAUAACACGAGGCUUGCACUUAAUUAUAUUUCGUGGCAUGGUCUACCAAAGCCGGUAGAAAUAAUGAUUAUAAAAUUCGAAAUCACACACUAUGUGUAGAUUUUAAAUGUAUCAAUUUAAGGUAUAAAGUACUAAUUAAUCAUAUCCAAUUGUAUAGGACUUUUAAUAUAUUAAAUAUUAUAAAUGUAUAACUGCAGUGUAUCACGUUUAAUUAUAAAAAUGAAUGAAGAAGUAACUAGCAAUAUUAUUUGUAGAUUUUGCAAAAAUGUAAUUUGAUUAAUCAUACAAUUUUUUUAACAUAA
This is a messenger RNA of Colias croceus (clouded yellow), 3743 nucleotides long. Its product is annotated as armadillo-like helical domain-containing protein 3. Gene Ontology annotation, biological process: regulation of Golgi organization. Gene Ontology annotation, cellular component: cytosol. Lineage: Eukaryota; Metazoa; Arthropoda; Insecta; Lepidoptera; Pieridae. The transcript has 13 exons. The record is from RefSeq and is a predicted model, not a curated record. Bases 199 to 2244 code for a protein of 681 amino acids.